Messenger RNA from Candidula unifasciata, 1104 nucleotides. NCBI's taxonomy places the organism in Eukaryota, Metazoa, Mollusca, Gastropoda, Stylommatophora, Geomitridae. The record is from the annotation of a GenBank genome assembly.
AUGGAUAGAAGCGCUUCCAGUCCUUCCCCUGAGCGUGCCCCGGAAGCUGUCUACAACGAUAUUUACAUAAAGACUAUUCUGAAACAAGGAAUCAUCGACCUGGUCUUGGACCAGUUGACGGACAAAGUUCACUGGAUCAUAGUUUUUGUCGUGACUCCAGCCAUCUCACUCCUUGGACUGGUCGGAAACACCUUUAGUGCCAUAGUUCUCACCAAGCAUGGAUUUAAGAAAAGUUCCAACGUCCUGCUCUUCAGUUUGGCCAUCUCUGAUAGUUUAUUUAUCAUAGGAAUCAAUGGACCCCCGAAACCUAUGUAUGAAUUCGGUCCAGGUGGGUUCGCAUACCCAGAACCCACAGCUCGAGUGCUUUACUAUCUCUACCAGUUGACGGACAGUAUAAACUGGACAACCGGACCAACAUCGUUGAUGAUUCCCGUAUUUGUGAUGGUAGAGAGACUUAUCGCCGUCUUCUUGCCACUUCGUUUUCAUUCAAUAGUGACCGUCCGUCGCACGGUUAUCGCUGUUGUUGUACUGUUUGCUGGCACGAUCAUUAUGCAGAUCUACAUUCGAACCUGGUUCAAGUUUGCUUAUGUCUUUGACAGUUCCAGAAAUAUUUCUGUUGGCAUUGCCAUGAGGACAGACUCCUACUGGGCCCAACGUCACAUCUCGAAAGGUCUAGAAAUAUUUGUGAAUUCCGUCUUUGUCAUGAUCAUUUUCGUUGGUUGUGGAUGCAUAGCUAUUGGUGUCAAAAUGAAGAUGGUGGCCAGGAAACGGUUGGAAAUGACCAUGGGUCAAAAGGAAGCGAACAACAGCCGGACAACAAAGAUGUUGCUGUGUCUGUGUAUCUUCUACACCUUCGCUUGCUUCCCCACGCUUCUCACUGCUGUGGUGCCAACUUUCAUGGUGUUUCCUGUAUUCCAAGACAAACCAAACUUCCGGUCUAUCGGGGUGUUCAUUUACCAUAUCUACAAGCUUGUGUUCUGCAUCAAUGGCUCCUGUAACUUCCUCAUUUACGUGGCCACCAACGCUAAAUUUCGGGAGACUUUUCUCAAUCUACUACAAUGUCAGCGAACUAACUCAAGAAGCGGCAAUAUUAGUAGAAUGUAG